AUUCUCUGGCUUGAUGGUAGCCUCUAUUUUUCUAUAGUCUUUAAAUGUUAUAUUUGUCAGUACCCGCGAUCUACACAUGAAUGUCCAUAUAUACGAACACACAUUGAUUUCCUGCAACUUGAGGUACUGAUGUCGCAGUCUUUCGCAGUAAUUUGCUCUUUACGUAAUAUAUUCAAGUAAAAUGUGUAGGAAUCGAUAUAUGUAAUUUAUGUGCGCUUGCUCAAAUUUUUACAGCACCCAAGGAUAUUUAAAUAGAGGUUAUAUCCUACACGGAUGGAGUGUUACCACGGCAAUUCAAAAUGUGUAGUUGAAUAAAAAAUUGCAUGUUUGUACCUACAUCAGUGUUACUCUUUUCGUUUGUUAGUAAAAUGUUUACGAUUUAAUUUUUAUUUUUACGAUCAAAAAGUUUCAAGGUUAACGUUGCGACAACGCGGUUAACGCGGGUAGUGUAAGAAUUCGACAAUGCCCGCUGACGUCAUGCGGGUGACUACGGUUGCCAUCACAACUCGCGCUGUAUGAUAUCAGUUUCACUUGGAGGCGUGGCUUCUGUUUUAUGAUUUGCUGGAAUUACGAGAAUUAAAUUGGCAAGUAAUUUUUAACUCUGCUGUCUCAAGUAUGCCGUGGAUAUAGCGCAAUACCGGUCUUGUGCACCGAUUUGCAGAUAUAAAAUGACAGAUAUAAAUUAGCGGCAUUGCAUAGAACAACUGGUAAAAUGUUUAGUGGCUUCAAGACGCACGAGAAUAAGCAAGCGGUUAAUGAGAACGAACAGCAACAUGCAGAACCUGAGAUAUCUCAAGCAACUUCUCCGGGUCCUAAUGAAACUAUCCGCGCCAAGCAGAUGACUGUGUUAGAAGCCCAUGGCUAUACUCUCGGCAAGACACUUGGUCACGGAUCGUAUGCUACGGUAAAAGAAGCCUACUCGUCACGGCACAAAACGAGAGUCGCCAUCAAGGUCAUCAGUAAGAGAAAAUCUCCAUCGGACUUCAUUGACAAGUUUCUUCCACGUGAAAUCGAGGUAAUAAAGCUGCUCAAACACAGGUGCUUGGUGACGUUCUUGCAGUCAAUUGAGACCACUAACCGUGUGUACAUGAUAAUGGAAGUAUGCGACAAUGGAGACCUUCUAGACGUAAUCAAGACCGAAAAGUACAUUGCAGAACGGCAAGCGGGCUUCUGGUUUCAUCAGCUAAUAGACGGUUUGGUGUAUCUACACAGCAAAGGUAUCGUCCACCGUGAUCUCAAAUGCGAGAACCUGCUCCUCGACAAACGCAAUACAUUGAAGAUAACCGAUUAUGGGUUCGCGCGCUACGACGUGAAGUCUAGUGCGGAUGUUGCCACUGUGCUCAGUGAGACAUACUGCGGCAGUUACGCGUACGCUCCACCAGAAAUUUUGUGUGGAAUCCCGUAUGACCCGCAGAGAGCGGACAUUUGGAGUGCGGGCAUCGUCCUCUUUACGAUGGUCUUUGGUCGCCUGCCAUUUGAUGACUCGAAUCAUAAGACUUUGGUCAAACAAGUACAAGGGAAAAUAUUCUUCCCGUCCGAGCCGACGGUUCCUGGAGAUUGUAGAAACCUAAUAACUAUCGUCUUGUGCAAUGCGAGAGAGCGUGCCACCCUCAAUACUAUUCGGCAGGAUGAUUGGUACAAGAGAGUCCGACCUGAAAACAUCAUGAUUCGCGAGAGCAUCAAAGCACUAUCGACGCACGAAGCUAGCUAUACUCCACCUAGACCUCAUGUGAUACUCUAAAAUACUUUGCAAUUUUUAUUUUCACUGUCUCGUGCGAUGCUCUGGUGAAAUGGUGUUGAUAA
Messenger RNA from Priapulus caudatus, 1803 nucleotides. RefSeq names its product testis-specific serine/threonine-protein kinase 4-like. Gene Ontology annotation, biological process: intracellular signal transduction; microtubule cytoskeleton organization; protein phosphorylation. The coding region runs from base 713 to 1741 and encodes 342 amino acids. Lineage: Eukaryota; Metazoa; Priapulida; Priapulimorpha; Priapulimorphida; Priapulidae. Gene Ontology annotation, molecular function: ATP binding; protein serine/threonine kinase activity; tau-protein kinase activity. Gene Ontology annotation, cellular component: cytoplasm. The transcript has a single exon. The record is from RefSeq and is a predicted model, not a curated record.